CUCUCUCUCUUUCUAUCUGAGUGGCGUGACUUCUCUCUCUGCAUUCUCUUACUAAGCCGUUUCGCUUUCUUUCUCCUCAGUAAGAACCGAAGAACUGUGAAGAAUGAACUUGACGGUGCGAGAUUGCUUGGAGCUGGACGAUAAAAAGCAACCGGAGGUUUCUCCACCUUCACUUCCAGCAGUUGUCGGUUAUUCUUCCGGUGGAGGCCUUAUUGACGAACAAGUUGCGAAGGAGAAGACACAACUCUCUUCGGCGAAGGAAGAGGAGGCAAAAGAGUCACCGGUCAAGUACGUCGUCUCUGCCAAUGAAGAGGUCUCAGCGACAGAUCGUUUGCUCGGUCUUAAGCAAAGCGCCAUUUCCACGUCUCCGAUCAAAUCUCAAGCGCCAGAGAAAUCUCUUGGAAUUUCUGAAGGUUCCAAAUCAUUCGCUGAAACUAUGAUUUCUUCAUACGCAGAGAGUUUCAAAACGGCCGAGAAGUUGCUUUCUUCUGACCAAGAUUCUCCAAAAUUAGGUGAUAUUUCUCAAGAUUUCGCUAAGAAAAUAGCAUUGAAGUUAACUGAUGAGAAAUCUUCAGGUUCCUUGGAAGAACAGCGGCGGAAAUCUGUUGAGAAAGGUCUUCAGACUCUGAGCAAAGGAGAAGCGUCGAAGUCUGAGCAAUGUUUCGUUGCUUCUUCACCUGAGAUGACCGGAGGUUCGCGGCCGGAAAAGGCUAAAAAGACUGUAAGACUGCAGGGCAACGAGAUUGUGUCCGAUACCAUGCAUCUCUCGAAGGAAACAGUGUUUAAGUUCACUGCGUUGAAAUCGUGUCCAAGCGUCGGCAAUAACCUGGAGGUUUUCGAUCUGAAUGUAUCUCCUGGGGUCAGAUCGAACAGCAGUGGGUAUCAAGUGAAUGCGGAAAGUGGCGCGAUGGUGGAGGAGGCGUGGGAGAGGCUCAAGAAGUCUUACGUCUACUUCAAAGAAAAGCCUGUAGGGACUCUCGCUGCUAUAGAUCCCAGUGUUGAGGCUUUGAAUUACAAUCAGGUUUUUGUAAGAGAUUUUGUUCCCAGCGGCUUAGCAUACCUAAUGAAGCAUCCUUCUGAACCUGAGAUCGUAAAAAACUUUCUCCUAAAGACUCUUCAUCUUCAAGGUUGGGAAAAGAGGAUAGAUAACUUUACUCUUGGAGAAGGUGUAAUGCCUGCAAGCUUUAAGGUUCUUUAUGACUCACAUCGCCAGAAGGAAAUCCUGGUUGCUGACUUUGGUGGCAGUGCAAUAGGGAGAGUGGCGCCUGUUGAUUCAGGGUUCUGGUGGAUUAUACUGCUUAGGUCCUAUACCAAGAGCACUCGUGAUUAUGCACUGGCGGAGCUCCCUGAGGUACAGAGAGGAAUGAAAUUGAUACUCAAUCUUUGCCUCUCAGACGGCUUUGACACUUUCCCAACACUUCUAUGUGCUGAUGGCUGUAGCAUGAUUGACCGGAGGAUGGGAAUAUAUGGCUAUCCAAUUGAAAUCCAAGCACUUUUCUAUUUUGCACUGAGGUGUGCACAGCAGAUGCUAAAGCCAGAGCGUGAUGGCAAGGAAUUACUUGAGCGAAUCGAUAAACGGAUCACAGCUCUUAGCUAUCACAUCCAGAAAUACUACUGGCUGGAUUUCACACAACUAAAUAACAUUUACCGCUACAAAACUGAGGAGUACUCCCGCACUGCAGUCAAUAAAUUUAAUGUCAUCCCAGAGUCCAUCCCAGACUGGGUGUUUGAUUUCAUGCCUUUGCGAGGCGGUUAUCUGAUUGGCAAUGUCAGUCCAGCUCGCAUGGAUUUUCGGUGGUUCUUGGUUGGGAACUGCAUUGCGAUUUUGAGUUCCUUAGCAACAUCAGCACAAGCAUCAGCUAUCAUGGAUCUGAUUGAGGAGCGGUGGGAGGACUUGAUUGGAGAGAUGCCUUUGAAGAUCACAUAUCCAGCAUUAGAAGGACAUGAAUGGAGGAUAGUCACUGGGUGUGAUCCUAAGAACACGAGAUGGAGUUACCAUAAUGGCGGGUCUUGGCCAGUUUUGGUAUGGCUACUCGCAGCAGCAAGUAUCAAGGUUGGAAGACCACAAAUAGCAAAACGAGCAGUAGAACUGUUGGAGCAACGUCUAUCCAAAGAUGGGUGGCCUGAGUAUUAUGAUGAUAAGACUGGCCGGUAUGUUGGGAAGCAAGCCAGGAAAUAUCAAACCUGGAGCAUUUCUGGCUAUUUGGUUGCUAAAAUGAUGAUAGAGAAUCCUUCCAAUCUUCUAAUAAUCUCUCUUGAAGAGGACAAGAAGAUAGCCAAACCAAGGAUAGCCCGCUCUGCCUCAUUUUGAGAGAAACUAACAUAAAAAAAUUUUAGGAAGAGGGAUGUCAACAUAAUUGCAGAAGCAGAAUUGUGUCUGCAGAUAUAAUAACUAUAAUUGGUGGGAUCUCAGCAGUAACUACCCCCGGCAUUCUUUGAACUGAUGACAACUAUGCUUUUAUGAUUCGGCGAUUCAUUUGUACAAUAUUUUGAGGUACAAUCUCAAACUUCUAUUCCCUUGAAUGGCAAAUGUGAAUCCAAUCAGUUUUAGGCAAUGGUCACAUCCCCUCAAAUUGUAUUAUAUUCUGCUCUGAGAUGCCAUUUAGAUUUAGGACUUUCAAUUAA
This is a messenger RNA of Jatropha curcas, 2625 nucleotides long. Its product is annotated as putative alkaline/neutral invertase F. The record is from RefSeq and is a predicted model, not a curated record. Gene Ontology annotation, molecular function: endo-alpha-N-acetylgalactosaminidase activity; sucrose alpha-glucosidase activity. Lineage: Eukaryota; Viridiplantae; Streptophyta; Magnoliopsida; Malpighiales; Euphorbiaceae. Gene Ontology annotation, biological process: sucrose catabolic process.